CUCUCUCCUCACAGUUAAAGCACAAGCAGCAGCUGAAAGAGCUCUGCUGGGGAAAACCCAGGAACUCCUCAGCGGGUUGAAGGGAAGUGUCUUGCAGGAACCUGCACCCAGAUUCUCUUGAACCAGCAUGGCCGGCCUUCAGGACAACACUCUAAGGAUCGUUCUGGUGGGAAAAACUGGAUGUGGGAAAAGUGCGACAGCAAACACCAUCCUUGGGAAAAUAGCAUUUGAUUCUAAAAUUGCUUCUGGGUCUGUUACCGAGAAAUGUCAGAAAGAAGAGAGGGCCUGGAAGGGGAGGAAGCUUCUUGUUGUAGACACCCCCGGGCUCUUUGACACUGAGAAGGCACUAUCGACCACCUGUAGGGAAGUCAGCCAGUGUGUUCUCUACUCCUGCCCCGGGCCUCACGCCAUCAUCCUGGUUGUACCUCUGGGCCGCUUCACAAAGGAGGAACAAAAAACGGUAGAAUUGGUCAAGGCCAUCUUUGGGAAGCCAGCCAUGAAGCACAUGAUCGUCUUGUUCACUCGGAAAGAAGAAUUGGAAGGUCAGGAGCUGAGUAGCUUUUUAGAAUAUGCAGAUGAACGCCUAAAAACCAUCAUGAGGGAGAGUGGGAAUCGCUGCUGUGCCUUCAACAACAGAAGUGCAGAUGAGGCUGAGAAGGAAGCUCAAGUGCAGGAGCUGGUGGGGCUGAUCGAGGCAAUGGUGCAGGAGAAUGGAGGGGCUCACUUUUCUGAUUCCAUCUACAAGUACACAGAGAAAACAUGGAAACGUGUGGAAGAGGCACUGAACAAAAUUGCUGCUCGACGAGCAGCUAAGGAAAAAAAGGUAAAAGAGGAAUAUGAUCGAGGAGAGAUAUCAAAGCAAAAAAUGGAGGAACAAAUGGCAUCCAUAAAAGAGCAAUAUGAACACAAAAUGAAAACUGUAAGGGAAGAAGGUGAAGGAAAUAUAUUUAAAGGUAUUUUCAAAAGGAUUUCAGGUAUGCUUUCAAGUAUACGGCAUAGGUUCUGGGACUGAUGCAAAUUUUAUUUUUUCUUCUUAAUUACUGUGAUUUGUCAAUGUGGUAGAUUGUAUUUUCCCAAACUGGCUAUAACGAUAUCUGCUACCCCAGCUCUGCUUCUUGUACUCUGAACCAUUGCUCCUUCUGUUGGGUGAAGGGGACUGUGUCCCCUCCUUGAAGUUCCAUGGACUCUGUGACUGCUUUGAUGAGUAGUGGCUGGUCUGACUUCUGAAGUUAGACAGGGACAGUGUCACCUUGCUCUCUGCGGUAGGUGCCCUUGGAACAUGGCCCCUGUGCUGUGAGAAGCCCAUGUUGCCCAAUGGAGAGGCCCCAGGAAGAGGACUGGAAUCCUGGCCCUAUCCCCUGGCUGCUCUUCUGUC
Phyllostomus discolor (pale spear-nosed bat) is the source of this 1375-nucleotide messenger RNA. Its product is annotated as GTPase IMAP family member 7-like. The coding region runs from base 128 to 1012 and encodes 294 amino acids. NCBI's taxonomy places the organism in Eukaryota, Metazoa, Chordata, Mammalia, Chiroptera, Phyllostomidae. The record is from RefSeq and is a predicted model, not a curated record. The transcript has 2 exons. Gene Ontology annotation, molecular function: GTP binding.